Molecule: messenger RNA, 1102 nt
Organism: Cynara cardunculus var. scolymus (artichoke)
Lineage: Eukaryota; Viridiplantae; Streptophyta; Magnoliopsida; Asterales; Asteraceae
Product: protein IQ-DOMAIN 1-like
Exons: 6
Coding region: 253-1065 (270 amino acids)
Molecular function (GO): protein binding
Source: RefSeq, a predicted model, not a curated record
UUGGGGGUUUAAGGUUCUGGAGAUCUCACCAACAAAUCUAGUCCGUCUGUCAAUCUCUGAGAAUUCCUUCACACCUUAAAACCCUAAUUUCAAUUUCUCAAUUUUUUCCGAAAAUAGCCAUGGAUCACGACAUCUCUCCCUCUUCCAGCUCUUUUAAUCGUUUUACAAUUCUUUAUUGCAAAUGUCUGCAUACCCUUUUCAGUUGCUUCUUCACUGUAUCAGCAGCUCUGCAAUUUAGUUUCAUAGGUACAAAUGGGUGUUUGUAAUUGGUUUAAGAAGAUAAGCGGAAAUAAGAGAAAGAAGGAAAUCUCGCCCGUAAAGUUGGAGAUUCAACCGGAUUCCAUCGAUUCAAAAGACGCAAAGGAUACAUAUUCUACGGGGAACAAAUCGGGGUUUCUUGCCUCUGGUAGGGAAGUUAUUGGCCGUAAAAUUGGAACCAAGGAAAUUGCGGCUACUCGAAUCCAAAGUGCAUUUCGAGCAUAUAAGGCAAGAAAAGCGCUACGUUAUCUCAACGGGAUCUCAAGAUUUCAGGCACUGGUCGACAUGGAUGCUCUUACAAAGCAAGCUUCAAAUGCUCUUGAAAUAUUACAUUUUUGGAGCAAAAUCCAGGCGGAAAUCAGUGCUCGCCGCCUUUCGGCCACUGAAGGCCAGAUUAAGCAAAUGAAGCUUGGAGAUCAGUUGAAAGUCGAAUCCAAGCUUCAUGAACUUGAGAUGAAAUGGUGUGUUGAACCCGAGAUGGAGGAAACCGUAUCGAAGAUACAACAAAGAGCGGAAGCGGCCAACAAACGUGAAAGAGCGUUGGCAUACGCGUUUUCUCAUCAAUGGAGGGCCAAUUCGAACCGAUAUUUUGGUCAAGCUUACUAUGAUUUAAGCAAAGAAAGCUGGGGUUGGAAAUGGAUCGAGCGAUGGAUUGCCGUAUGCCGGUGUGAGGCUCACGUUGUAGUUCGGCCCGUCGUUUCUCCACGGGCUGGGCCAAAACCGAAACCCAAAAAGGUGUUGGUUGCGAUGGGAAUGGAGAAGGUACAACAAAAGCAAGCAAUUGUCCUUCCGGAAGAACGAUGUUGAUUUCCGCACUUUCGUGAUUCAGCGUCAAACCGUUUCU